GAUGCUGCCUCCAUUAAAGUCCUGCCCUGCUUGCUUUAACCUGCUGUUCCCUUUCUUUCAGUCUUAAGGCCCUCCUAGCUGGGAAUCCUCCAGACAACAUGGUGGAUCUGUCAGGCAUUCCUCUGACUUCCCGUGACCUGGAACGUGUGACCAACUACCUUCAGCGCUGCGGAGAGCAAGUGGACAGUGUGGAGCUAGGCUUCACGGGCCUCACGGAUGACAUGGUCCUGCAGCUACUGCCAGCACUCAGUACCCUGCCUCGCCUCACCACACUAGCCCUCAAUGGCAACCGAUUGACCAGGGCUCUGCUGAGGGACCUCACUGACACCCUGAAGGACCCCAGCAAAUUCCCCAACGUCACAUGGAUUGACCUGGGCAACAAUGUGGACAUCUUCUCUUUACCCCAGCCUUUCCUGCUCAGCCUGCGCAAAGCGGUCUCCAAAACAGGGUCACCUGCCAACCAUCCUGGAGCUGGGGGAGGGGCCAGGUACUGGGGAAGAGGCUAGGGAGGCUACAAGUCAGCAGGACCCUGGAGGAAGCCCUGUGACACCUGCUGAAGACCA
Messenger RNA from Acomys russatus (golden spiny mouse), 563 nucleotides. RefSeq names its product leucine-rich repeat-containing protein 75A-like. Lineage: Eukaryota; Metazoa; Chordata; Mammalia; Rodentia; Muridae. The coding region runs from base 99 to 506 and encodes 135 amino acids. The transcript has a single exon. The record is from RefSeq and is a predicted model, not a curated record.